AUAAAGGGUGAAGCCUGCUGGCCUGGCAGGCAGGAAAGCUCAGGUCCACUCCAGCAGGCACCAGCUCCAGGGACCCCAUAGGCUUUGCUAAUCCUGUAGGUAGGUGCCAGAGGGGGAGGACCAGCUUGCACUAUGAAUCCGUGGCUCCUGGUCUGCCUGGUGGGCUGCUUCGUGGUUGCCUGGGCUCCCACUGUCCACGCUCAAGGUGCCUUUGAGGACUGCUGCUUGGCCUACCACCCCCGGGCCAGGCUGUCCGUGCUGCGGCACGCCCAGAGUUACCAUCGCCAGGAUGUGAGCGGGAGCUGCAACCUACCUGCUGUGAUAUUCUUCUUACCUCAGAAAAACAAGAUGGUGUGUGGGAGGCCAGGGGCCAGGUGGGUUGUGGCUGGGAUGAAGAUUUUGGAUGCCCGGAAAAAGAGCCAGUCAAAGCACCUGGAGAAGCAUCACGGCACCCGGAGAAACUUCCCAGUCCCUCACUCUGGGGUGAGGAAAUCGAGCUCUGGAACCUCAGCACUUCCAUUGUCGAGGUUCAGGGUCUCCACCAGAAACAGCAAGUGGAAAACUUCCCUCCUGUCAACUGCUAAUCCAGGACCGUGAGCCCACACUACUCCAGGAUCUGCCCACACGAGAUGGGCCGGGCCUCUCUCUGCCACAGUCAUCACUCUGCGGCCUUGACUGCCCCAGCCCCUCUGUCCUCCUGGGCAAAUCUCAACCCCUGUACCUGAGGCUGUGCCCGGCCUCUCCCUGUCACCCCUGCCACCUCCUGCCCCUCCAGCAGCUGGAACCAGGGAGCCCUGUUACUUCAAGCCCUGCGCCUGCUCCAGGCACCAGUCACGCCUGCCUGGGUAACCAUUCUCGGAAAGAACCUGCCUGCAGGGACACACCUACCUGCAUCCCUCUGGGUCCCUGCAGAGCUUCAGUUCUCUCCCAGGACGUGCUUCCAAAACUUUUAAAUAAACCAAAGAUGGGACGCCA
Messenger RNA from Dama dama (fallow deer), 975 nucleotides. RefSeq names its product C-C motif chemokine ligand 25 (gene CCL25). The transcript has 6 exons. Gene Ontology annotation, molecular function: chemokine activity. Lineage: Eukaryota; Metazoa; Chordata; Mammalia; Artiodactyla; Cervidae. Gene Ontology annotation, biological process: immune response. Gene Ontology annotation, cellular component: extracellular region. The record is from RefSeq and is a predicted model, not a curated record. Bases 133 to 597 code for a protein of 154 amino acids.